AUGGCGGAUGAACCCAGAAGAUCCGUUCGCGCGACAAAGGGCCAACACACAAUGAAGGACCAGCUGGACCAAACCCCAGAGCCCCCCAAGAAGAAAUCUUCCAAGAAGUCAAAGAAGCCCGAGAAUGAAGAGCCCGUCGAGACCGAAGUCAUUCGGUGCGUUUGCGGAGCACUUGAGACACUCCCCAACGACAAGGAACCGUGGAUUGCCUGCGAUAUGUGUGACGCGUGGCAGCAUAAUGUAUGUGUCGGCAUCACCACAUUCGAGGAGGACAUCCCCGACAAUUAUCAGUGCGAGCAAUGCAACCCAGAGGGCCACAAGGAGCUUCUGGAUGGCCUGAAGCGCGGUGUCAAGGUUUGGGAGGAUCGUAGAAAGAGAUAUCUGCUCGAGAAGGCCAGACAGGACAAGGAAGAGGCGAAAAAGGAUGCGAAGAAGGAUGUGAAGAAGGGGAAGAAGAAGGGCAAGCGGGCCAGUGAUUCCAAGACCGAGAUCAACGGAAAGUCCAGCGCGCCUGCAACUCCCGUGCCGGAGAAGACCAAAAAGGAUGCCGCCUCAACGAGAGCCGGGAGUGUGAAGAGAAAAUUGAGAGAUGAGUCUCAAGAUAAGGAGUUGUUGAAGGAACCUAAGGCAAAGACUCGCAAGAUAUCGGCUCCACACGUCCCUCCUCGACAAGAAUCCCCAACGUCCGAUCUCCCUACCAAAAUCGCAGAUAUCAAGGACCCAGUCAAGGAAGGAGGCGCCCGGAUCUUGCAAAAGAGCUUCAAGGUGACCGUACCAGUAGCUAUCAAGAACGGUGUCUACGUGCCGGCGCCGAAUGAUACGGUCGAUUCAAAGACGGAACGCCUUGCCAUAUCGAUCGCAUAUGCUGUUGCGGAGCUCCACCCUUCACCAGAUUCCUUUUCACCUCAGGCUCGAUCGAUCGCCGCAAACCUCAAGACUAACCAAGAGCUUACCAACAAUCUGCUCUUGAGAAAGUUGCUGCCUCUAACCUUGGCCGGCAUGAGUUCGGACGACAUGGCGAGCAAGGAAUUGAAGCGGGCGGUCGGAGAGAUUAAGGCGCGCAAUGACAAGCAAGCGAUUAUGGUCACAGACGAUGGCCCAAGAGUACGCAGAACUCACAAGGGAGAAGAGGUCAUCGAGAGUGACAACUUUGCCAUGACCAGCGAUACUACCUCCACAUCCCGCAGACGAAGCAUGCUUGAUCCCAAUGCGUCCAUGGCGGCAAGAUCACGAGAGAACUCUCCUGGCGACCAGGUUGAACUGCCCGCAGAAGAGGAGGCAUACCCAAAUCACAACGAUAUUUCGGGCCUGAAGCUCGCGUUUCCGCCAAAGGCAUCACCUUCGGUAAGAAAGUCCUCGCAGGCAGACUUCGAUAUCCAAAAGGUGUUCUCGAGUGUGUCAGCUCAAUCCCCUACCACCCCCCAUCCUCGACGUGAGUCCUCAAACAACGCACCGCCUAUCGAUGGACCAGGUGUUGAUCCUGAGAUUGAUAAGAUGUUACAAGAUGAUGACGGUGACUCUGAUGCCUACUCACCCACCGAUUAUCCCGCUGACCCCGAUGUGGUCUGGAACGGAAUUGUUACGAUGGACUCGGUGGCGAGCUUCCCUGCGUCUGCAAAGCACGUUGCUGGCAUGGCUUACGAGACAUCUGCCGACUGGCAGAAGUAUCUUCAAAAGGACUUGAAAGUUGCCGGACGCAUCGACCAGGAGAAGGCCAAUGAGUAUCUCUGCAGCUUGCGCUACAGCCCUCCCACGGACGUUGUAGUAGUGGAAAUCCUCCCAGCCGGCGAGCAUGCGCGCAAGCAAUUCGUGGAGCUCUACAACUACUUUGAGACGCGCAAGCGAUUUGGGGUUUUGACGAACAAGGGACCUGGAAAUAUCCGUGACACAUACCUGGUUCCUGUUCCACCCAGUCCGGCAAGCAUGCCUGACUUCAUCGGCAAUCUCGAAGAUCACAAGGUUCCCGAGCAUCGACUCGAGCCUAUGAUACUCAUCACCCUCGUUAUCCGCAACGAAUGGCCACCAGCACCUGUGGAGGCCGUUGCGCAAUCGCCGAAUGUCAUUGAUCACUCUCUAAGCCAGAUGACCAUGGCAGGAACUGGCUUGACACCCAACCCUCCUCUAGGAUCGAUUGGCCCUCCCAUGCAACCGCAACCAUACCAGCCCCUGUCGCUGGAGGAAAUCCGACACCGCCACCACCUUGAGGAGCAAAGAUUGAUUGAACAAAGAAACGGCGAGGCGGUUGCAGUAGAGAUUCUCGGUGUUUACCGUGAUGCACCUACGGUUGCGUUCCUGAUGCCGCAGGCAUUCCAGAUGCGACCAGUUGAGUGGCACGUCAUCAAAGGGAUUCUGGAGGAGGACGACCAGGCGAGACACGAUCUGCAGCACUUGAGUCAGGUUUUGGAGAUUAGGAUGCAAAGCCUUCAACCGCCUCAGCAGCAAUGA
Messenger RNA from Drepanopeziza brunnea f. sp. 'multigermtubi' MB_m1, 2445 nucleotides. RefSeq lists its product as uncharacterized. Gene Ontology annotation, biological process: DNA-templated transcription. The record is from RefSeq and is a predicted model, not a curated record. Lineage: Eukaryota; Fungi; Ascomycota; Leotiomycetes; Helotiales; Drepanopezizaceae.